This is a messenger RNA of Grammomys surdaster, 945 nucleotides long. RefSeq names its product olfactory receptor 50-like. Bases 1 to 945 code for a protein of 314 amino acids. Gene Ontology annotation, molecular function: G protein-coupled receptor activity; olfactory receptor activity. The record is from RefSeq and is a predicted model, not a curated record. Gene Ontology annotation, cellular component: membrane. Gene Ontology annotation, biological process: G protein-coupled receptor signaling pathway. The transcript has 2 exons. Lineage: Eukaryota; Metazoa; Chordata; Mammalia; Rodentia; Muridae.
AUGAAUUGCAUGAGGAGAGAUAAUGAGAGCACUGUGUCUGAGUUUAUCCUCCUGGGGCUCCCUAUUCAGGCAGAGGACCAAGGCAUGUACUCUGCACUGUUCCUGGCCAUGUACCUGACCACAGUGCUAGGGAACCUGCUCAUCAUCCUGCUCAUCAGGCUGGACUCUCACCUCCACACCCCCAUGUACUUCUUCCUCAGCCACUUGGCCUUCACAGACAUCUCUUUCUCGUCAGUCACAGCUCCAAAAAUGGUCAUGAAUAUGCUGACACACAGUCAAUCCAUCUCAUAUGCUGGGUGCAUUACUCAAGUAUAUUUCUUUUCAUUUUUUGCUGAUCUUGAGAGCUUUCUUCUGACCUCAAUGGCCUAUGACAGGUAUGUGGCCAUCUGCCACCCUCUGUACUAUUCACAAAUUAUGAGUGAGAACCUCUGUGUUCUUCUAGUAGUUGUGUCCUGGGCCUUAUCUACUGCUAAUUCCCUUGUGCACACCCUUCUCUUGGCUCAACUAUCUCACUUUAGACACAAUAUCAUCCCUCACUACUUCUGUGACCUGUCUACCUUGCUGAAGCUAUCCAACUCAGACACCACCAUCAAUGAGCUGGUCAUCCUUGUUCUGGGUAAUGUGGUCAUCACUCUGCCAUUCAUAUGCAUUCUGGUCUCUUAUGGCCACAUUGGAGCCACCAUUCUGAGAACUCCUUCAGUCAGGGGAAUCUGCAAAGCCUUGUCCACAUGUGGCUCUCACCUCUGUGUCGUUUCCUUGUACUAUGGAGCCAUUAUUGGACUAUAUUUUUUGCCCUCAUCUAAUAGCAUUAAUGACAAGGAUGCCAUUGUGGCUUUGAUGUACACUGUGAUCAUACCCAUGAUGAAUCCCUUUAUUUAUAGUUUGAGGAAUCGGGAUAUGAAAGGAGCGCUGAGAAACAUCCUCAGCAGGAAACUGUGUGCAUAG